GCUAAAAUCUCCGCUAUGGCUUCUAAUUCUAACCUCUCUAACCACGCUGUCGCUGCUAAUGGAGUCGGCGAACCUGACCAUCUCUUCGCUGACGUCGGCAAUAAAGUUGCGGAUGCUGCCGGAGAAGUUAUUCGCAAAUAUUUUCGGAGUAAAUUUGAAAUUCUUGAUAAAGAGGACUUGAGUCCUGUAACAUUGCCGAUCGACGCAGAGGAAGCUAUGAUUUCAAUUAUAUUAGAGAUUUUUCCUUCUCAUGCAAUUUUUGGAGAGGAGAAUGGAUGGAGGUGUAAAGAGAAGUUUGCAGACUAUGUUUGGGUUUUGGAUCCAAUAGAUGGGACAAAGAGUUUUAUCACUGGGAAACCCUUGUUUGGUACUCUCAUUGCACUGUUAUAUCGAGGGAAACCGAUUCUUGGCAUAAUUGAUCAGCCUGUUUUGAGAGAAAGAUGGAUUGGAAUAAGUGGAAAGAGAACUACAUUGAAUGGACAAGAAGUGUCUACACGCACUUGUGCAAAAUUGUCGCAAGCAUAUUUAUACACUACAAGCCCUCAUCUCUUCAGUGGAGAUGCUGAACAUGCAUUUGAUCGUGUGAGAAGUAAGGUGAAAGUGCCACUGUAUGGUUGUGACUGCUAUGCUUAUGCCCUUUUGGCUUCGGGAUAUGUGGAUCUAGUUGUUGAGUCUGGUCUCAAGCCAUACGAUUUUCUUGCUCUGAUACCUGUAAUAGAAGGUGCUGGGGGUGUUAUAACUGAUUGGAGAGGAGAUCAACUUUACUGGGAGGCUUCUUCAGAUUCACGUCCAACAAGUUUCAAUGUGGUGGCUGCGGGAGACAAACAAAUUCACCAACAAGCUUUGGAGUCAUUACAAUGGCAGUGAAGAUUUGCAUUUGUCUGCAACUCAUGGAAAAAUGGUAAAAUUCCACCAGUUCCCUUGAUCAGGAGUUGGGUUCAUGUAUUUAUCUCGAGAACAAGCGUGACCAUGGGGACUAAAUGAACUACUAGAAAUAAAAUAAUGAUUAUUGAGAGGAUUAAAUGUCAUUUGUCUUUGCCGUAUAUCAACAAGAAAAUUGAAAUAUUGCUUUAUAGAAUUGCU
Pistacia vera is the source of this 1083-nucleotide messenger RNA. RefSeq names its product bifunctional phosphatase IMPL2, chloroplastic. Gene Ontology annotation, biological process: L-histidine biosynthetic process. Lineage: Eukaryota; Viridiplantae; Streptophyta; Magnoliopsida; Sapindales; Anacardiaceae. The record is from RefSeq and is a predicted model, not a curated record. Gene Ontology annotation, molecular function: histidinol-phosphatase activity.